Molecule: messenger RNA, 1896 nt
Organism: Antrostomus carolinensis (chuck-will's-widow)
Lineage: Eukaryota; Metazoa; Chordata; Aves; Caprimulgiformes; Caprimulgidae
Product: exportin-1
Exons: 15
Biological process (GO): protein export from nucleus; ribosomal large subunit export from nucleus; ribosomal small subunit export from nucleus
Cellular component (GO): nucleus; cytoplasm
Molecular function (GO): nuclear export signal receptor activity; small GTPase binding
Source: RefSeq, a predicted model, not a curated record
CAAAGAAUGGCACAGGAAGUCUUGACUCACUUAAAAGAACAUCCUGAUGCGUGGACAAGAGUUGAUACUAUUUUGGAGUUCUCUCAGAACAUGAAUACCAAAUAUUAUGGACUGCAAAUCUUGGAAAAUGUGAUAAAAACAAGAUGGAAGAUUCUUCCAAGGAACCAGUGUGAAGGUAUUAAAAAAUAUGUUGUCGGCCUAAUUAUCAAGACCUCAUCUGAUCCAACAUGUGUGGAAAAAGAGAAAGUAUAUAUUGGGAAACUGAAUAUGAUUCUCGUUCAGAUACUGAAACAGGAAUGGCCAAAGCACUGGCCAACUUUUAUAAGUGAUAUCGUGGGAGCAAGCAGGACUAGUGAAAGCCUUUGUCAGAACAAUAUGGUGAUUCUUAAACUAUUGAGUGAAGAAGUGUUUGAUUUUUCCAGUGGACAGAUUACUCAAGUAAAAGCUAAGCAUUUGAAAGACAGCAUGUGCAAUGAAUUCUCUCAGAUAUUUCAGCUGUGUCAGUUUGUAAUGGAAAACUCCCAAAAUGCUCCCUUAGUUCAUGCAACUUUGGAAACAUUGCUACGAUUUCUGAACUGGAUUCCUCUGGGAUAUAUAUUUGAGACCAAGUUAAUCAGCACACUAAUAUACAAGUUCUUAAAUGUUCCCAUGUUUCGAAAUGUCUCUUUGAAGUGCCUCACAGAGAUUGCAGGUGUCAGUGUAAGCCAGUAUGAAGAACAGUUUGUAACACUUUUUACAUUGACCAUGAUGCAGUUAAAACAGAUGCUUCCUUUAAAUACCAAUAUCCGACUUGCUUACUCAAAUGGAAAAGAUGAUGAACAGAACUUCAUUCAGAAUCUCAGUUUGUUUCUCUGCACGUUCCUCAAGGAGCAUGGUCAGCUUAUAGAAAAAAGAUUAAAUCUACGGGAAACGUUAAUGGAGGCUCUUCAUUAUAUGUUACUGGUAUCAGAAGUUGAAGAAACUGAAAUUUUCAAGAUUUGUCUUGAAUAUUGGAAUCAUUUAGCUGCUGAGCUCUACAGGGAAAGUCCAUUUUCAACAUCUGCUUCUCCAUUGCUUUCGGGAAGUCAACACUUUGAUGUUCCUCCAAGGAGACAGCUUUAUUUGCCUGUAUUGUCCAAGGUUCGAUUGCUGAUGGUUAGCCGUAUGGCUAAACCUGAAGAAGUCCUAGUUGUGGAAAAUGAUCAAGGGGAAGUAGUACGAGAAUUCAUGAAGGAUACAGAUUCCAUAAACUUGUAUAAAAAUAUGAGGGAAACGUUGGUUUACCUUACGCAUCUGGAUUAUGCAGACACAGAACGAAUUAUGACUGAAAAACUUCACAAUCAAGUGAAUGGAACAGAAUGGUCCUGGAAAAAUUUGAAUACCCUGUGUUGGGCUAUAGGCUCAAUCAGUGGAGCAAUGCAUGAAGAAGAUGAAAAAAGAUUCCUUGUUACAGUAAUUAAGGAUCUCCUGGGACUCUGUGAACAGAAGCGAGGGAAAGACAAUAAAGCCAUUAUUGCAUCAAAUAUAAUGUACAUAGUAGGUCAAUACCCGCGGUUUUUGAGAGCUCACUGGAAAUUUUUGAAGACAGUAGUCAACAAGCUGUUUGAAUUUAUGCAUGAAACCCAUGAUGGCGUCCAGGAUAUGGCAUGUGAUACCUUCAUAAAAAUAGCACAAAAAUGCCGCCGACACUUUGUUCAGGUUCAAGUGGGAGAGGUCAUGCCAUUUAUCGAUGAAAUCUUGAACAAUAUUAAUACAAUCAUCUGUGACCUUCAGCCACAACAGGUGCAUACGUUCUAUGAAGCAGUAGGAUACAUGAUAGGGGCACAGACAGACCAGACUGUGCAGGAGCACCUGAUAGAAAAAUACAUGUUGCUCCCUAAUCAAGUAUGGGACAGCAUAAUUCAACAGGCAACAAAA